Eucalyptus grandis is the source of this 3136-nucleotide messenger RNA. RefSeq names its product ankyrin repeat protein SKIP35-like. The transcript is spliced from 3 exons. NCBI's taxonomy places the organism in Eukaryota, Viridiplantae, Streptophyta, Magnoliopsida, Myrtales, Myrtaceae. The record is from RefSeq and is a predicted model, not a curated record. The coding region runs from base 809 to 2656 and encodes 615 amino acids.
CAAUCACUGAAAUCUCCCUGAGGUUCGAUUCUCCCCCAUCUCCUCUCCUCUCCUCUCCUCUCCCCCUCCGCAUCUCCCCAAUCCAUUCGAUUCCCCCAUUCUCUCUCUAGACCUCUCCCUCUCUCUCUCUCUCUCUCUCUCUCUCUAGAGCUUCUCUCUCCUCUCCGCACCUGGUUUUUGCCGCGUAUCCCCGCUCCGCGAUCGAGGAAUUCGUCGCAGCAUUUGUCCGCCCUUCUCGAUCGCCUGCGGCGACGGCGGCGGCGGCGGCGGCGGCGGCGGGGACGGGUCGCCGGAUCUCUUUCCGAUGGUGGAACGCGUCGGGUGCUCGCGGAGCUGAUGGUCGAGGGAGGGAGCGCUCUUCUUUCUUUUGGCGGCGGCCGAGGUUCGAUGCCGAUGUGGUGACGUCGGAGGCGAUCGAGGAUUUCGUCGAUUUCUCGCUGCUUUUUCCGGUGCCGGAGUGAAUCGAUGGUUGCUCGUAUUGCGUAUUCCGCCGCCGUCUCGUCGCAGAAGCCUGUAUUGAACCGAUUCGAGCUUAGACUGUUGAUUUCCUUGAUUGAGCAGUCCGGGCGAGCUGUUAUGGAGAGGUAAGGUAGCUGCGGUUUUCGGUAGGAGGGAGCGAGGUGAGGAUAUAAGGUGCUUUUCUUCGAUCGUUUGAUGACUCGAGGUCGGAGUCGGCUCGGCAUACGGAGUUUCUCGAAUCGGGAGAAAUAAGCUUUGAGUGAUCUUGAUCGGGAUCGGGGUGCUUCUCUCUGUGUUCUCCGUAGUUCAGAAGAGAUGGAAGGAGAGAAAUGCUUUGUGGCGUGGAGCAAUGACCUGGAGGCCGGGAAUCGGACGGACCGCGAACGUUUCGGGAAAUCGGGUGAACCGAAGCUCGAAGAGAGUGGAAAUGGAGAUUUUGUCGACGGGAGCGGGGAUCUCUGUCUGGAAGACAGCGAGGGGCCUAACGCUCUGCUCGACGGAUGGUUCCCGUGUGAGCAAGGAUGCGAGGACAUCGUCGUGUUGCCCUUGCAGCUCCAGAAAGCUCAAGUCCAGAGUCGGCGCGGCGGAUUCGGGACUCUCGAAGAAGGAGAAGUAUGGGCCGGACAAGAAAUUGAGUCGGCAAGACAGGAUCGAGCUGUGCAGGCUGUUUCAGGGAGCGGUGAGCUCGCACGAUUGGGAAUUCGCCGAGAGUUUGAUACUGUUGGCUGAUCCCCCGACGCUUAAUGAUACUCUAUGUAUUGCUUUGGAUUCCAUAUGGUUCUUGAGCACGCAUCAAGAGUUGCAUGGGAUCACCGGAUUAAUAAAGAAAAUCAUUGCUAAUGGUGCUUAUGACUUCACGAGAGCGGCUCUUAGGACUUCGUUUCUGGCUUCCUGUGUCUCGGCUUGCCAAAGUCGGACAAUGAGUUUGGCAGAUACAGUAACUAUGAUGGCCCAAAGGUUGCACGAGCGUCUCCAGGAGUGUAAUGGUGAUGAGGUUUUGAAGGCGGAGGCUGGUGCGAAGGUCCAAAAAUUCUCUGAAUGGGCAUUGAAGUGUAUAGGAUUGCAUUCCCGGUGCCAAGGAAAUAGAGAUAGGAUCAACCACAGCUCAGCUGUUGAAAUUCAACUCCAGCUUUCUGCAUUUAAGACAUUCCUGGAUCUUGCUGGUAAUCAUCUUACAGGGAAGGACUUCACAGAGGCUUUUGACGCAGCUUGCUUUCCUCUUACUCUUUUCUCUAGUACAUUUGAUCCUGGUUGGGCAUCUGGUAUAGCAGCAACUGCCAUCCAAGGGUUGCUGGGCAUGCUUGUCGAGGGGGGUGCUGACAAUGUUAACCAGUGUUUUCUUGAAGCUUCACGGUUUGGAAGUACAGAACUCGUGCGCAUUCUGUUACAGAUUGCUCAGAGGAACAGCUUGGAUGUUGAUGUCGACUUGGCUUUGGGUUUUGCUUCUCACUAUUGCAAGAUCAGGACAAUGGAGUGUCUAGUUGAAGAGGGGAAUGCAAUGGCCUUCCUGGGUCCUUUGUUGAGGGCAGCUGAGAGGGGUUGUCUGGAGGUUGUGCAGUGGUUUGUGAGGAGGGGCUGUCGAGACAUGGAGCUUUGCCUUGCCCUAACUGCUGCAACAGCUAGCAGCCAAGUGGAAGUCGCUGCGUAUCUCCUUCCUCAUGUUCCUCAACACAACCUCACCGCUCUCAGUGUCGAAAUUCUUAAAGCCGCCGGUGAACGAAGUGGCGGUUCUCUGGAUGGUGUAGCUUUUCUUCUGCGAUCGGAUUUUCUUGGUGAUCCGGUUGCAACUUACGCUGUCGCUGACAGCAUUGCUAGGUCAGAAGAUGAGUCGAUAGACCCUGUACUGCGGGCUUUUCUUCAAGAGCACUGGUCGGAGGCUGCAUUUUUUGAUGGGCUGAGGCAAGGCCAAAUGCAUUACAUGAAUUUCAUGAGGAUACUGAAGCGCGGUGAGUCUCCAUUAUGCUUGAUGGAUAUUCCCGGACCUCUGAGGGCUGCAAUAGCCUAUCUGCCAUUGUACAGGGAGUGCACUGACGCAGGUGGCUGCUUGCUGUCCCAAAGGCUCAGGGGACAGCUUGUUGAGGCUGUGAGAAGGCUCGAGAACGCAGCCUUAGAGCCAGUGCGCCCUUGCAGAGAGCUCUUGUCUAUUUUGGAGCAUCACCUUCCUCGAUUUUUGCUCGGCGUCCCAAACGUUGCCUAGCAAGAGUUUUCCUUGCGGGCAUCCUUUUUUCUCCAUGCUUUUUACUUCUCUCUAUCCCUCUAUAUUUCCUAUGAAUCGCCGAUAAUAAUUGCAUGAAAGUGGGUUGAAGGUGAGAAAAUCUUCGAAGGUAGAUGAGAUUUUCAUUGAUGUGUCGCCUUGCUGGCUAAAAGCUGUAGCGCCUGUCGGCUUAAAUCUGCCGCAUCAUCCUCAUGCCGCCUUGUGGAGAGUAUGGGUAUUGAUCUUGAUAUGUAAGAAGACAGAGCAACCUUGGAUGUGCAUAUUUUGUUGGCAAGCUCCAUAGUCGUAUUGUAAUACUCGUGGCCGGCUUCAUACUUUUCCUGAGAUCCCUUUUUUUUUGGGGUCAGGUUGGCUUCUCUUGGGGGAAAAGAAGGUUAGGUACGGAUCUUAUAUUGUCUUAAAUGUGGAAAGCGACUUGUAUGCUGUAAUGCUACGUCGGUCCAGUUAAUGCUUCCGUCUCAA